GGUGCACAGCUGUGAGCUCGCUCAGUCAGAUCGUAUCCUUUAGGCUGACAUUUCAUUUACACAGUCUAGUUCGGGCGCAGAAGAUAUUGAGUCAUCACUGCUGUUAUUUAAAUCUUUGGAAAGUUGGUUAAUUAAUCAACCCCAAAAGAUAGUUUGGAAAUGACAGACAUUUCGGACGUGGGCGACCAAGCCCAAGUCCAAGUAGCUAUAGCCGAUGUCAACAACUUCCUAAAGUAUUUGAGAAAGGCUGUCCCUGUUUGCUUGGAAGAAGAUGUUGUAACAUCACAGGCGUUUGAAACAGCAUUGGGAGAUAAAGCUCACCAGGAAGCAAUUCGAAAGUUUAUUAGUGAUCCUCAGACGAGAGCCAUCUUCAUUCAGCGUAGCUCUACUAAAGAUGAGGAUGCCGUUGCAGGAGACCAAAGUGGUGAGACUGAGGAUGAUAAAGAGCUUGUAACUUAUUACAUCUCUACUAAUGUACAAUUCACUAGUUCGAAAAUGAGCAGUAUUGUAUGUAUUAAACGUGGAGCAGUCCUUGAAGCAGACAAGCAAAUUGUAUCACAGAUUCAAUUAGUCAACUUUAGUGAAGGCUCUCCAUAUGAGACCCUACAUUCAUUUGUUAGUGGUGCUAUGGCCCCAUACUUCAAAUCAUACAUCAAAGAAUCUGGACGAGCUGAUACUCGUGAUGGUGAUAAGAUGGCUCCAUCAGUUGAGAAGAAGAUCUCUGAGCUAGAAAUGGGUUUGUUGCACCUUCAACAAAACAUCGAUAUCCCUGAAAUUUCUUUGCCGAUUCACCUUAAUGUGAGUCAAGUUGUCAAGAAAUGUCUUGAAGACAACGUGAAGCCAAAGGUAGCUGAUUUCGGCGAUAAAGUGGAAGAUUCAUCUUUCCUCAACAGCCUUCAAAAUGGAGUCAACCGUUGGAUCCGUGAAAUUCGUAAAGUCACACGUCUAGACCGUGAUCCUUCAUCCGGGACUGCUUUACAGGAAAUCAGUUUUUGGCUGAAUUUGGAACGAGCUCUGCUGCGCAUUCAAGAAAAGCGCGAGAGCCUUGAAGUCGCUUUAACUUUGGACAUCUUAAAGCAUGGAAAACGUUUUCAUGCUACUGUCAGCUUCGACACAGAUACAGGCUUGAAGCAAGCUCUAGCUAUGGUCAACGACUAUAACCCACUGAUGAAAGACUUCCCUAUUAACGACUUGCUUUCUGCUACCGAACUGGAGCGCAUCCGCUCUGCGGUUAUUGCCAUCUUCAACCAUCUUCGCAAAAUUCGCAACACCAAGUAUCCUAUCCAGCGUUCUCUACGUCUGGUCGAGGCCAUCUCUAGAGACCUCAGUAACCAGCUUUUGAAAGUGCUAAGCACUCGUCGUCUUAUGCACGUUCCGUUUGACGAAUUCGAGAAAGUCAUGAACCAGUGCUUUGAAGUUUUCAAUACCUGGGACGACGAGCACGAAAAGUUCCAUGGCCUAAUGCGUGAUAUGGCGAAGAAGAAGCGUGAAGACAUGAAGAGUUUUUGGCGUGUGACCCCAGCUCACAAGAAGCUACAGUCACGCAUGGAACAGAUGCGUAAAUUUAGACGUCAACAUGAGCAGCUUUGUAGUGUUAUCGGUCGAGUACUGCCACCGAUGUUGCCUCCACGUCAGAAUUUGGAAGCCGUGGAUGCUGUCGCUCCAGAACAGCGUCCUGAAUUCGCUCUGAUGAAUCCUGCUGAUAUCAAUGCUAUUGAAGAGGUCAACCUGGCAUACGAGAACGUCAAGGUUGUCGAUGGACUUGACAUUAGUAAAGAAGGCACGGAAGCUUGGGAAGCUGCUUUGCGGCGAUACGAAGAGCGCAUCGAUCGUGUAGAAACACGUAUCACUGCUCGUCUUCGCGAUCAGCUCGGUACAGCGAAGAAUGCCAACGAAAUGUUCCGUAUCUUUUCUCGCUUCAACGCACUAUUCAUCCGCCCUCACAUUCGCGGCGCCAUUCGUGAAUACCAGACACAGUUGAUCCAACGUGUCAAAGAUGACAUUGAGGCUCUGCACGAAAAAUUUAAGGUGCAAUAUCCGGCAAGUAAAGCAUGCCGCAUGAGCCACAUCUGGGAUCUACCACCAACUUCCGGUUCAAUUAUUUGGGCUCGUCAAGUUGAGAGGCAGCUUAAUACAUACAUGAAGCGAGUUGAAGAUGUCUUAGGUAAGGGCUGGGAGAACCAUGUCGAGGGUCAGAAACUGAAGGCGGAUGGAGACAGUUUCCGUCUGAAGCUCAAUACCCAAGAAAUCUUUGAGGAUUGGGCGCGCAAGGUUCAACAGCGUAAUUUAGGUGUUUCUGGUCGCAUCUUCACCAUCGACACGCAGCGAACCCGUAUUGGAGGUCGAGGCAAUACCCUUCGCCUUCGCGUUAACUUCUUACCCGAAAUCAUCACGUUGGCUAAGGAGGUUCGAAACUUGAAGAUCCUCAAUUUCCGCGUGCCGCUAGCGAUUGUCAACAAGGCUCAUCAAGCCAAUCAGCUAUACCCUUUCGCCGUGUCACUGAUUGAAAGUAUCCGAACCUACGAACGCACACUGGAGAAGCUGGCUAUUGGACAGCCUUCAGCCCCUUCAAAGAUGGAAGAAAAAUACAACGUUAGCCUUUUGGCGGCUGGAAUGCAUCGUGAGGCCCAACAGUUGAUUGCCGAGGGAGUCGGUUUAGUGUGGGAAUCGUACAAGUUGGACCCAUACGUCCAGCGUCUUGCAGAAUGCGUUUUCCAUUUUCAUGAGAAAGUUGAUGACUUGUUGGCUAUCGAAGAACAAAUCGAUGUCGAUGUUCGUUCGCUGGAGACUUGCGCUUAUUCUGCCAACACGUUUGCUGACAUCUUGUCCAAGAUCCAGAAGAUGGUUGAUGACCUGAGUCUUCGUCAGUAUUCGAAUUUGCAACAAUGGGUCACUAAACUAGACGAAGAAGUGGAGAAGCGUUUGGCUUCCCGUCUGCAAGCUGGAAUUCAGGCCUGGACCCAAGCUCUUGAGGGUCGCAAAGAAGUCGAUGUUGACUACACCAUGGACACUGAUGCGGCUCCAGCGCCUGCAGUGAAACUUGGCGGCCAGCCCCAGAUCCGCACGAUUAUUCAUGAAAUUCGCAUUACUAACCAGACAAUGUAUCUGCAUCCACCGCUGCCGGAAGCUCGUACCAAGAUCUAUGAACUGAUGUUUGCUUGGCAAGCCAUUGUCACGUCUUUGACUCGUAUUCAGAGUACCCGUUAUCAAGUUGCGCUAGAUCGGCCUACUUCACAAACCUAUCGCGAUCUACUCACCAAAAUGCCAGAUGGCCCGGAAGUCCUGGCUGCCGCCUAUACUGUCAUUGAGGGAAGAAUGAAGGAGGUGAAAGUCUACGUCGAUGAAUGGUUCAAUUACCAGGCGUUGUGGGAUUUGCAACCUGAGAAGCUUUACGGUACUCUUAAGGAGGAUAUCAGUCUGUGGAUGCGUUGCUUGAACGACAUUAAGAAAUCGCGAACCAUCUUUGACACAACCGAGACUCGCAAAGAAUUUGGCGCAGUUGUUAUCGACUACGGUAAAGUUCAGAGUAAAGUGACACUCAAGUAUGAUUCAUGGCACAAAGAAGUUCUCGGCAAGUUUGGAGCUAUGCUCGGCAAUGAAAUGGCUCAGUUCCACACCCACGUUAGCAAAUCACGAAGCGAACUGGAACAACAAUCUUUGGAAGCUGGAAGUACCGCGGAUGCAGUUGGACUCAUCACUUACGUUCAAUCGCUUAAGCGUAAGAUGAAGGCAUGGGAGAAACAAGUCGACACUUACAAGGAAGGUCAGCGCAUCCUGGAACGUCAGCGUUUCCAAUUUCCCAACCAGUGGCUCCACGUCGAUAAUAUUGAAGGCGAGUGGGGUGCCUUCAGCGAGAUCAUCAAGCGCAAAGAUAACGCCAUCCAAACGCAAGUUGCCAGUCUUCAACAGAAAAUCGUAGCUGAAGACAAAGCGGUUGAGAGUCGCACUCAGGAUUAUUUGGGCGACUGGGAAAAAACGAAACCGGUAGAGGGUCAUAUGCGUCCCGACGAGGCACUCCAGCGCCUGCAGUUGUUCGAGACCAAAUAUUCACGCUUGAAAGAAGAGCGUGACAAGGUGGGCAAAGCCAAAGAGGCACUUGAGCUUCAGGAAACUGGACCGAUUUCGACUAAUGAAGAACGCAUGCAGGUGGCGUUUGAAGAACUCCAAGACUUGAAAGGUGUAUGGUCUGAAUUGCGCAAGAUUUGGGAACAGAUAGACGAAAUGAAAGAGAAACCCUGGCUCUCGGUUCAGCCAAGGAAACUACGCCAACAAAUUGACAAUCUCUUGGCUCAAAUGAAAGAGUUGCCUUCCCGACUUCGACAAUACGCUUCAUUCGAGUAUGUACGCAAGACCCUGCAAUCUUACGGAAAAGUGAACGUUUUGGUGACGGAAUUAAAAUCAGACGCCUUGAAAGAGCGCCAUUGGAAACAGCUAAUGAAGCAGCUACGCGUGAACUGGAUUCUUUCGGACCUAACACUCGGCCAGGUGUGGGAUAUCGAUCUGCAGAAGAAUGAGCCUAUCGUUCGUGACGUGAUUCUUGUCGCCCAAGGUGAAAUGGCCCUUGAAGAAUUUUUGAAGCAAGUCAGAGAAGCUUGGCAGACCUACGAACUUGAGUUGAUCAAUUACCAGAACAAGUGCCGUCUAAUCAGAGGCUGGGAUGACCUAUUCAACAAGGUUAAAGAGCACAUCAAUUCCUUGGCAGCUAUGAAACUGUCUCCUUACUACAAAGUCUUUGAAGAAGAAGCUCUGACCUGGGAAGAAAAACUCAACCGCAUCAACGCUCUCUUCGACGUUUGGAUCGAUGUUCAGCGUCGAUGGGUUUAUCUCGAAGGAAUCUUUAGCGGAAGCGCCGACAUCAAAGCACUGCUACCCGUUGAAACAUCGCGUUUUCAGAGCAUCAGCUCAGAAUUUCUUACUCUGAUGAAGAAGGUAUCAAAAUCUCCUAUGGUCAUGGACGUUUUGAACAUUCCCGGGGUCCAGCGUUCUCUUGAGCGCCUUGCAGACCUCUUGGGCAAAAUCCAAAAAGCUCUGGGAGAAUAUCUAGAAAGAGAACGCGCGUCAUUUCCCAGAUUCUAUUUCGUCGGUGACGAAGAUUUGUUGGAAAUUAUCGGCAAUAGUAAAAAUAUCCCUCGGCUACAGAAACAUUUCAAAAAGAUGUUUGCUGGCGUCUCUUCCAUACUUUUGAACGAAGAGAAUAACAUCGUUCUUGGCAUUGCCUCACGUGAAGGAGAAGAGGUUGUAUUCAACACGCCAGUUUCCACCAUCGAGUAUCCAAAAAUCAACGAGUGGCUCACUCAAGUUGAAAAAGAGAUGCGUGUCACAUUGGCGCAGCAUUUGGCGGACUCGGUUCGCGAUAUUCGCCAAUUCAAGGAAGGUGUCAUUGAUCAACCUGCCUUCAUGAGCUGGUGUGACAAAUACGAAGCACAAAUUGUUGUCUUAGCGGCACAGAUUAUGUGGAGCGAAGAUGUCGAAGCGGCCCUGCAGGCUGUUAGCACAGCUGGUGACAAUUCCCUAGCGCCAGUCCAGCGUGUUUUGAGUCAAGUGGAAUCGACCCUUACCGUCCUGGCAGAUUCAGUGCUACAAGAACAGCCAGCCCUCCGCCGUCGCAAACUGGAACACCUCAUCAACGAAUUCGUUCACAAGCGAACAGUCACCCGUCGUCUGAUCCAGUCGCGCAUUACUCAUCCCAAGGCAUUCGAAUGGCUGUGCCAGAUGCGAUUCUACUUCGACCCGAAACAAACGGACACUUUGAAACAGCUUUCCAUCUAUAUGGCUAACGCGAAGUUCCAGUACGGAUUCGAAUACCUUGGCGUGCAAGACAGGCUGGUUCAGACCCCACUGACGGAUCGCUGCUAUUUGACCAUGACGCAAGCUUUAGAAUCUCGUCUUGGAGGUUCUCCUUUUGGCCCUGCCGGAACCGGUAAAACUGAAUCCGUCAAGGCUCUUGGCCACCAACUAGGUCGAUUUGUUCUCGUUUUCAACUGCGAUGAAACAUUUGAUUUCCAAGCCAUGGGAAGAAUUUUUGUUGGUUUGUGUCAGGUUGGAGCUUGGGGUUGCUUUGAUGAAUUUAACCGUUUGGAAGAGCGAAUGUUGUCUGCCGUCUCACAACAGGUGCAGACUAUCCAGGAAGCUUUGAAGUCUCAAAAAGAAAAUAAGAAAGAAGGCAGUCUGGUGAUUGAGUUAGUCGGCAAGCAAGUCAAAGUGUCACAAGACAUGGCCAUCUUCAUCACAAUGAAUCCUGGUUAUGCUGGCCGUUCCAACCUUCCAGAUAACUUGAAGAAACUCUUCCGCUCUCUGGCUAUGACCACACCUGAUCGACAGCUUAUCGCCGAAGUCAUGCUCUUUUCUCAAGGUUUCAGGACGGCAGAAAAACUGGCCCAGAAAAUUGUUCCCUUCUUCAAGCUUUGCGACGAGCAAUUGUCGAACCAGUCACAUUACGACUUUGGCCUUCGCGCCUUGAAAUCUGUGCUGGUGUCCGCCGGCAAUGUGAAACGUGAUCGUAUUCAGAAGAUCAGGGAAGACAUGCAGGCACGAGGAGAAACAUUUAUUGAUGAAAGCGUCAUCGCUGAAAACCUCCCCGAACAGGAAAUUCUUAUCCAAUCUGUCUGUGAGACGAUGGUUCCAAAAUUGGUCGCUGAGGAUAUUCCGCUACUCUUCUCCCUUUUGACGGAUGUUUUCCCCGGCAUUGCCUACACUCGAGCUGAAAUGGCCGGUCUACGAGAGCAAAUUCGCAAAGUUUGUCACGAAGAUUAUUUGGUCUGCGGAGAAAAUGACGAACAAGGCUCCAUGUGGAUGGAAAAAGUACUGCAACUCUACCAAAUCAGCCAGCUGAACCAUGGUUUGAUGAUGGUUGGUCCGUCCGGCUCUGGUAAAUCGUCUGCUUGGCGCGUUUUGUUAAAAUCCCUCGAACGACUAGAAGGCACGGAAGGUGUAGCCCAUGUAAUCGAUCCUAAAGCCAUUUCAAAGGAGGCUCUUUACGGUGUCCUCGAUCCAAACACUCGUGAAUGGACCGAUGGUCUGUUUACGCAUAUUCUUCGUAAAAUCAUUGAUAACGUUCGUGGAGAAAUCAACAAACGCCAGUGGAUCAUCUUUGAUGGUGACGUCGAUCCCGAAUGGGUCGAAAAUCUCAACUCCGUCUUGGAUGACAACAAAUUAUUGACCCUACCCAAUGGUGAACGUCUAUCCAUUCCACCCAAUGUUCGCAUUAUGUUUGAAGUUCAAGAUCUGAAGUACGCUACUUUGGCUACGGUAUCCCGUUGUGGAAUGGUUUGGUUCUCUGAAGAUGUUCUCACUUCCGAGAUCAUCUUUGAGCAUUAUCUUGCACGUCUGCGUCACGUUCCUCUCGAAGAAGGAGAAGAGGAUACAGUCCGCACUCCAUCUGGCAAACCCGGCGAGAAGAAAACGGAAGAAAUCAUAUCGCCCACUAUCCAGGUGCAACGAGAUGUUGCUAAUAUACUUCAGCUCCAUUUCUCACCAGACGGCAUGGUUGUUCGUGCUCUGGAGCAUGCAGCCACUCAAGUUGAGCACAUCAUGGAUUUCACUCGAUUCCGGGCUUUGAAUGCUUUAUUUUCAAUGUUGAACCAAGCGGUCCGCAACAUUCUCAACUACAACCAUACACAUAUGGACUUCCCUAUGCAGUCUGAUCAGCUGGAACGAUAUAUUCCAAAAGCGCUAGUGUACGCCAUUCUGUGGAGCUUUGCUGGCGACGGAAAGCUCAAAGCUCGAAAUGAUUUAGGUGAAUUUUUGCGUGGAUUGACUACAAUUCCACUACCACCAGCUGCCAUGCCCAUUAUAGACUACGAGGUCAGCAUUGGAGGUGAAUGGGUUCCUUGGUCUUCAAAAGUACCCCAGAUUGAAGUGGAGACUCACAAAGUAGCUACGCCCGAUAUUGUCGUUCCCACGCUGGACACAGUACGACACGAGUCACUUCUUUACACUUGGCUGGCAGAUCACAAACCAUUGGUUCUUUGUGGCCCGCCUGGAUCUGGUAAAACUAUGACCUUAUUUUCGGCUUUAAGAGCUUUGCCGGAUAUGGAAGUGGUUGGUCUCAAUUUUUCAUCCGCUACUUCGCCGGAACUUCUUCUCAAGACAUUCGACCACUACUGCGAGUACCGCAAGACACCCAACGGCAUGAUUUUGUCACCCGUCCAACUUGGCAAAUGGCUUGUCCUCUUCUGUGACGAAAUCAAUUUGCCCGAUAUGGACAAAUACGGAACACAGCGCGUCAUUUCCUUCUUGCGCCAGAUGGUCGAACAAGGUGGAUUCUGGCGACCAACUCCUGGUGGUUCUGGCGGUGAACAAUCGUGGGUCAGAAUGGAGCGCAUCCAGUUUGUCGGAGCUUGUAAUCCUCCAACAGAUCCUGGCCGUAAGCCUCUGACACAUCGCUUCUUGCGUCACGUACCAGUCGUCUACGUCGAUUACCCUGGACAAACUUCCCUUAAACAGAUUUAUGGAACCUUUAACCGAGCUAUGCUGCGCCUUGUCCCAUCUCUGCGUACGUUUGCUGAUCCUUUGACAAACGCCAUGGUUGAAUUUUACCUCCUGUCGCAAGAACGCUUCACACAGGAUAUGCAGCCUCAUUAUGUCUAUUCUCCUCGUGAAAUGACCCGUUGGGUCCGAGGUAUCUGCGAAGCCAUCCGGCCCCUAGAAACCCUCUCAAUCGAAGGUCUCGUCCGUCUGUGGGCCCACGAAGCACUUCGUCUGUUCCAGGAUCGCUUAGUCGAUGAUGAAGAACGAAAAUGGACCAAUGAUAACAUUGACAGCGUCGGCUUGAAACAUUUCCCCAACAUCAACCGUGACGAAGCCCUAGCACGUCCGAUUCUCUUUUCCAAUUGGCUCUCCAAGAACUACAUCCCAGUGGAUCGAGAAGAGUUGCGCAGUUACGUCAAAGCUCGUCUCCGUGUCUUCUAUGAAGAAGAACUUGAUGUUCAACUCGUUCUUUUCGACGAGGUCUUGGAUCAUGUCCUCCGAAUUGAUCGAAUUUUCCGUCAGCCUCAGGGUCAUCUGCUGUUGAUCGGAGUUUCCGGAGCAGGCAAGACCACUUUGUCACGCUUCGUUGCCUGGAUGAAUGGACUUUCGGUAUUCCAAGUUAAAGUACACAACAAAUAUACGGCGGCCGAUUUCGACGAGGAUCUUCGUCAACUCCUUCGUAGAGCCGGAUGCAAAGAUGAGAAGAUCUGCUUCAUGUUGGACGAGUCCAAUGUCUUGGACUCUGGUUUCCUCGAAAGGAUGAACACUCUCCUGGCCAACGGAGAAGUGCCUGGAUUGUUUGAAGGAGACGAAUACACUACCCUUAUGACGCAGUGCAAAGAAGGGGCUCAACGCGAAGGCCUCAUGCUAGACUCGGCCGAGGAGCUUUACAAAUGGUUUACGCAUCAAGUUAUGCGUAACCUUCACGUCGUUUUCACCAUGAAUCCGUCAUCGGAAGGUUUGAAGGACCGCGCCUCUACAUCGCCAGCCUUGUUCAACCGUUGCGUGCUGAACUGGUUUGGCGACUGGAGUGAUUCCGCUUUCUUCCAGGUUGGUAAGGAAUUUACCAACCGAGUGGAUCUCGAAAGACCCAACUGGAUCGCUAGUGAUCACUUCCCUGCCGCAUUUCCUGCUCUUCGUUUGCCGCCUUGCCACCGUGAUGCUGUCAUUAACGCGACGGUGUACGUCCAUCAGACGCUUCAUCAUGCUUGCGCUCGACUGGUGAAGCGAGGUGGUCGCAGCACAGCAAUCACUCCACGCCACUACUUGGAUUUCAUUAACCAGUUUGUUAACUUGUAUCACGAGAAGCGUUCAGAUCUUGAGGAGCAACAGCUUCAUUUGAACGUCGGUCUUAACAAGAUCGCCGAGACUGUAGAACAAGUCGAAGAAAUGCAAAAAUCUCUAGCAGUGAAGUCGCAAGAGCUUCAGACAAAGAACGAAGCUGCGAAUUCCAAACUGCGGCAGAUGGUCAAGGAUCAAAACGAAGCCGAACAGAAAAAGAUUCAAAGUCAAGAAAUCCAGGCCAUGAUUGAGAAACAAACGUUCGAGAUUGCCAUUAAGAAGAAAGAUGUCAUGGCAGACUUGGAUCAAGUGGAACCGGCUGUUAUCGAAGCUCAAUCGGCCGUCAAAGGCAUUAAGAAACAGCAUUUAGUUGAGUUAAAGUCGCUCAACAAUCCACCGGCUCCCGUUAAAUUGGCCUUAGAAGCAAUUUGCCUUCUAUUGGGAGAAGCAACAUCCGACUGGAAGACUAUUCGGUCCAUCAUCGUUCGAGAAAAUUUCAUUUCAACCAUCGUCAACUUCUGCACCGAAGAUAUUUCCGACAACGUCCGAGAUCAGAUGAUCAACAAAUACCUGAACAAUCCGGACUACAACUUCGACAAAGUCAAUCGUGCCAGUGUGGCUUGUGGCCCCUUAGUGAAGUGGGCCACGGCUCAGGUCAACUACGCUGACAUGUUGAAGCGUGUUGAACCGCUUAGGAAUGAAUUGAAGAGUCUGGAGAAACAAGCAGAUGUCAACAAGAGACGUGGUGAGGAGACGACAACGUUGAUCGCUACGCUGGAACACAGUAUCGCUUCUUACAAAGAGGAAUAUGCCCUGCUCAUUUCGCAAGCACAGGCCAUCAAGAUGGAUUUGGAGACCGUCCAGGGAAAAGUAGAUCGUAGUAUCGGACUGUUGAAAUCUCUGGCCAUUGAGAAGGAACGUUGGGAGGCUUCGAGCGAAACUUUCAGAACCCAGAUGUCAACUAUUGUUGGUGACACACUUCUCUCGUCAGCAUUCUUGGCAUAUGCCGGCUAUUUCGACCAGCAGUACCGUCACAGUUUGUUUACCCGCUGGUGCAGUCAUCUUCAGGCGGCUAAUAUUCAGUAUCGUUCUGAUAUUGCUCGUACGGAAUAUUUGUCCAACCCAGAUGAGCGUCUUCGUUGGCAAGCUAAUGCCCUCCCGGCCGACGAGCUUUGCACAGAAAAUGCAAUCAUGUUGCGUCGCUUCAAUCGCUAUCCGUUAAUUAUCGAUCCGUCGGGACAGGCAACAGAAUUUAUCAUGAAUGAAUUCAAGGAUCGCAAAAUUACGCGAACGAGUUUCUUGGACGACGCCUUCCGUAAAAACCUGGAAUCGGCGCUCCGUUUCGGUAACCCACUCCUCGUUCAAGAUGUUGAAAACUACGAUCCCAUUCUCAAUCCCGUGCUGAAUCGUGAGCUUCGACGAACUGGUGGACGAGUUCUCAUUACCCUUGGAGAUCAGGAUAUCGAUCUUUCGCCUUCCUUUACCAUUUUCUUAUCCACACGCGAUCCGUCAGUUGAAUUCCCGCCUGACAUUUGCUCUCGCGUCACAUUUGUCAACUUUACCGUCACCCGCAGUUCGUUGCAGAGCCAGUGUCUCAAUUCGGUGCUCAAAGCAGAACGACCCGAUAUUGAUGAAAAGCGAUCGGAUCUUCUCAAACUUCAAGGAGAGUACCACUUGCGUCUACGUCAAUUGGAGAAAUCUCUGCUGCAAGCGCUGAACGAUGCUAAAGGCAAAAUCCUUGAUGACGACUCAGUUAUCACCUCUUUGGAAACACUAAAGCAAGAAGCAUCUGAAAUCAACAAGAAGGUUGAGGAAACGGACAAGGUCAUCGCUGAGAUCGAGACUGUUUCUCAACAGUACAUGCCAUUGUCACAGGCAUGCAGUAACAUCUAUUUUACGCUGGACUCAUUGAGUCAGGUCCACUUCCUCUACCAGUAUUCGCUGCACUUCUUCCUCGAUAUCUUUCAUUCCGUGCUUUACAAUAACACGCGACUCAAGGAAGUAAGCGAUUAUGGUCAACGCCUCUCCAUAGUUACGUCGGAUCUUUUCCAAGUUGUGUACUGUCGCGUCGCUCGUGGCAUGUUGCACAUUGAUAGACUCACUUUUGCUGUCCUCCUCUGCCGUAUUCACUUGCGAGGUUUGAACGCAGAACCGCAUUUGGAUGCCGAGUUCCAGCACUUUUUGCGCGGCAAAGACGGAUUAAUCAACAACACCGAUUUACCUGAACUCAUAAACCUUGGUUUGAGCGGUGAUGAAAUUGAUGCUUUGGCUCGAUUGUCUAUGAAACUGCCAGCCUUUAAGGGUCUAGUAAAGCGGAUCAACGAGGCAACGGAAGAAUUCACACAGUUCCUUCAGCAUAACACGCCUGAAACGUGUGUGCCUGUAAUCUGGGCCACGGAUAAAUCGUUGAGUGCAAUCAGUACGGCGAUGAUGAAACUGUUAGUUAUUCAAGCAGUUCGACCGGAUCGAGUCAUUGCAGCUGGCCACCAGCUAGUCGACGCUGUUUUGAGCGAGUCUUUCAUGCCAGCCGGUGAGAAGGAGCUAGAUCUCGCCAAGAUUGUCGACACCGAGGUUAAGGGCGGAACUCCAGUUCUCCUGUGUUCCGCACCCGGUUUCGACGCUUCCGGCCGUCUUGAUGAUUUAGCUACUGAACUCAAUCGGCAGAUUACAAGCAUUGCCAUUGGUUCGGCUGAAGGUUUUAGCCAAGCCGAAAAAGCUAUUAAUUCGGCUGUAAAAACUGGAAGGUGGGUGAUGUUGAAGAACGUUCAUCUUGCCCCGCAAUGGCUCGUCCAACUCGAGAAGAAAUUGCAUUCCCUGCAGCCACAUGCCAAUUUCCGUCUGUUCUUAACAACCGAGAUCAAUCCAAAGAUUCCUGUGAAUUUAUUGCGCGUCGGAGAGGUGCUGGUUUUCGAACCACCCCCAGGCAUCCGAGCCAAUCUGCUCCGGACUUUCAGCGCUGUGCCGGCUGCUCGUAUGAUGAAACCACCAAAUGAACGAACUCGUCUCUAUUUCCUCUUGGCUUGGUUCCAUGCCGUCGUACAAGAACGCUUGCGUUACUGCCCUCUAGGUUGGGCUAAAUAUUACGAAUUCAAUGAAUCGGAUCUUAAGGUGGCCUGUGAUACCCUAGACACUUGGAUCGAUACGAUGGCUUUAGGAAGAACUAAUCUACCCCCAGAAAAAGUGCCGUGGGACGCACUUAGCACUCUUUUGUCGCAGUGCAUUUAUGGUGGCAAGAUUGACAACGAGUUUGACCAGCGCCUUUUGGCCUCUUUCCUCGCUAAGCUUUUCACACCUAAAAGUUUCGAAGCCGAUUUCUUGUUGGUUUCCAGUCAAGAAGUACAAUCGGGCGAUUCUUGCCGUAUUGUAAUGCCGGAGGGAAUCCGCCGCGACCAGUUCUUGCAAUGGAUUGAGGCACUGUCAGACCGCCAGUACCCAGCAUGGCUUGGAUUACCGAACAAUGCCGAAAAGGUUCUUUUGACAACUCGAGGCACCGACAUGGUUACCAAGCUAUUGAAGAUGCAGCUGCUCGAGGAUGACGACGACGAUGAAGAUGAUUCGGCUUAUUUGGCCUCCGCUCAACGCGACAAGGACAACGCUGCCGCUCAACGCAGUGACGGCCGUCCUGCUUGGAUGCGUUCUUUGCUGGAAUCUGCACGGACUUGGAUGGGUCUACUGCCCGACUCGUUGGUUACGCUACGACGUACGGUGGAAAACAUCAAGGAUCCGCUCUAUCGCUUCUUCGAACGUGAAGUGAACAGUGGCUCGAAACUUUUGCUUGAUGUACGUCAAGAUCUGAAUGACGUUGUUCACAUUUGCCAGGGCGAGAAGAAGCAAACCAACUAUCAUCGGCAGAUGCUCAGCGAACUGGUAAAGGGAAUUCUGCCGCGAUCGUGGCGCCGCUAUACGAUUCCUGUUGGCACAACUGUCAUUCAAUGGAUCACUGAUUUCAGUCUAAGAGUUAAACAACUUCAGCAAGUAUCCCAAAUAGUUUCACAAGGUGGUGCUCGUGAGCUUCAGACUGUAACCGUUUGGCUUGGUGGUCUCUUCAACCCAGAGGCUUAUGUCACGGCUACUCGCCAAUGUGUUGCUCAGGCAAAUAGUUGGUCUUUGGAAGAGCUCAUCCUCGAAGUGACCAUUGAAGAUCAAGCGUCGUCGGCAUACGAAGAUCGCUGCUUCAGCCUUAAAGGUUUGAAGCUUCAAGGUGCCGUUAGCAGGGGAAACAAACUUCUUCUGACGUCCGCAAUGAUGACUGAUCUAGCGUUGACGCGUCUACGCUGGACUCGCGUGCAAGGAGCUCAACAAGUAGAAGCUGGAACAGUGACACUGCCCGUUUAUCUAAACGCUAAUCGAACGGAAAUCCUAUUCACUGUAGACCUUAAUGUCGCUAAUCCAGAGGAGAAAUUGAGUUUCUACGAAAGGGGAGUUGCCUUAAUGGCUUCGACAUCGUUGAACUAACCGAGCUUUUUUUUCUAAUUAUUUUAAUUUUUGUUUUGUUUGAUGUGUUUGGUGGUUGGGAGCUUUAGGUAAUCCCUUAAUUCUUGCGUCGCUGUGUUAAACUUUUCAGCUAAACUGAAAUACAGCGGCAUCUCCUUAACAA
Daphnia pulex (common water flea) is the source of this 14347-nucleotide messenger RNA. RefSeq names its product dynein heavy chain, cytoplasmic-like (gene Dhc64C). Gene Ontology annotation, molecular function: ATP binding; ATP hydrolysis activity; dynein intermediate chain binding. Gene Ontology annotation, biological process: microtubule-based movement. Gene Ontology annotation, cellular component: dynein complex. The transcript has 26 exons. Bases 160 to 14205 code for a protein of 4681 amino acids. The record is from RefSeq and is a predicted model, not a curated record. NCBI's taxonomy places the organism in Eukaryota, Metazoa, Arthropoda, Branchiopoda, Diplostraca, Daphniidae.